AUGCUGCCGUGGGCUAGAAUCACUGGCGAACGACCUCUCAAUGCCAUUCCCAGUGGUAAGAGGGCUCCCUGCUCGCUGGUGGCUCCCGCACCCCAUCUCCCGCAAGUAUUACAGAUUGGCCAGCUCAAGAUGAUAUCGGCCAACAGUUCUUUCAAAGCUAUAAUCAUUGGGGGAGGCCCAGUCGGUCUUGCUACCGCGCACGCCCUCCACCUGGCCAACAUCGAUUUCGUCCUUCUUGAGCGCCGCCCUGCAAUCGUUGAGGACAAGGGGGCGAGCCUUAUUGUCCAUCCGCAUACCCUCCGAGUUCUCCAUCAGUUUGGCGUUCUAGAUGAAUUACUGCCUCGUGGUGCAGAGUUAUCCCACCAUCUCUCAUUUCUCGCAAGCGGUCACGUCUUCAACGAGAGCAAUAGGUAUACUCAGAUACGUGAAAACCAUGGCCACGGGCCCGUUGCUUUCCACCGCGCAGAGUUAGUCGAGACGCUAUACAACGGCCUACCUACCACGAUCAGAGAGAAUAUCCUGACGGACAAAAAGGUCGUUGACAUUCAAACAGCACAGGAUGGAGUAACUGUAGCUUGCGCCGAUGGCAGUACCUUUCUCGGGUCGAUUGUGAUUGGCGCCGACGGCGUCCACAGCAAAACGAGACUAUUGAUGCGCGGUCUCGCCCUCGCAGAAGACCCAUCACGAGAAUGGGAUCCCCAGCAGCCAUACACAGCAGAAUACAAGCUUCUGUUUGGUUCAUUUCCGUCUCCAUCUCCGCCUGGUCAAGGAUACGACAUCCAGGCCAAGGACAGGGCGAUAAUGUAUUUUAGCGGGCCUGAACGCGGGUGGUUUUUCCUAUACAAGAGACUACAGAAGCCGACCAGUGAGCGGACAAGUUAUACGGAUGAAGAUAUCGACAAGAUGGCCAAGGAGUUCGCAGAGUUCCCGCUAACAAGGGGCGUCAAAGUCAAGGAUGUGUGGCCAAAGAUGUUGGGUUCGGGGUUGACGAAUCUGGACGAAGGGCUUGUGAAGAACUGGAGUUUUGGGCGGAUAGUCCUUGUGGGCGAUGCGUGUCACAAGAUGACUACACAUCUUGGUCUCGGAUUUAACCACGGCAUUCAGGAUGUGGUGGUACUCUGUAACCGUCUUCGCAAGUCUCUACAGGCAACACCCAGCGGGAAAGUCGAUGCCAACACCCUCACGGGUGUGUUUUUCGAGUACGCGGCAGUCCGGAUGGGCUCUUUGAGCUCGCUCACGGGUGAUAUUUACAAGUCUGGGCUUGAGACCCGUAUGCAUGCCUGGCAUAACUUGGGGUAUUAUGUUCUUUCGAGAUAUUUAUCAGUGCCGAGUGCGGUCGAGAACCUGGUCAUGCAAUACAUGAUGAUGCCGGAAUUUCGAAAGGGCCAGGUUCUGGAUUACGUGUUCAAGGAAGAGCGGAUGAAGGGCAAGGUCAGUUGGAUAUAUUCUAUGGGGUUUGGGCAACAUGACGAUUAG
Pochonia chlamydosporia 170 is the source of this 1476-nucleotide messenger RNA. Its product is annotated as FAD binding domain-containing protein. The coding region runs from base 1 to 1476 and encodes 491 amino acids. The transcript has 2 exons. NCBI's taxonomy places the organism in Eukaryota, Fungi, Ascomycota, Sordariomycetes, Hypocreales, Clavicipitaceae. The record is from RefSeq and is a predicted model, not a curated record. Gene Ontology annotation, molecular function: FAD binding.